Messenger RNA from Vanderwaltozyma polyspora DSM 70294, 717 nucleotides. It is a transcript of the gene RIM9, whose product is annotated as Rim9p. The coding region runs from base 1 to 717 and encodes 238 amino acids. Lineage: Eukaryota; Fungi; Ascomycota; Saccharomycetes; Saccharomycetales; Saccharomycetaceae. The transcript has a single exon. Gene Ontology annotation, cellular component: plasma membrane; cell division site; growing cell tip. The record is from RefSeq and is a predicted model, not a curated record.
AUGAGUAGGUUUUCUCUGAUGAUGUCAGUGGCCAUACUAAUGACAAUUUCGUUAGUAUUUCAUAUCAUUCCAAAUAUCACUACGCCGGUGAUAGAUCAUUUGAUGUUAUCCCAACUUGAUGGUAUCCAAUUUGGUGUAUUUGGUUGGUGUAAUACAAAAGGUCAUAGUAUGGGUUGCAGUGGUCUAAGUAUAGGCUACCGUUAUCCCCAAUCAAGUUUAUUAGCUUUAAAAUUUCGUUUGCCUUCGGGGAUUAGAUACUCGGUGACAAGACUUUUAGUGGUCCAUCCUAUUGCAUUGGUGUUCGUAUUCGUACUUUGGUUGAUGAGUUUAUGUUUAUUCAUAGAAAAGUUAGGAACUUCAACUUCCUACACCUUAGGUGUAGCUUUGUUAUCUUUGCCUACUUUCUUAAUGUCCUUAUUGGCUUUCUUGGUGGAUCUGCUAUUGUUUGUGCCGACCGUGUGUUGGCCAGCAUGGAUGGUAUUGAUAGUGACCAUCUUCAUUGCCAUAUGCUGCUCUAUUCUAUGGUCUUUAAGAAGAUCGGCAAUCAUGAUCAACUAUGAAGCAUUAUAUUCGACUGGUGAUCAAGAUAAUCAAGUGGAAAUGGUAUCGCUUCCCGAUGCACAAAAACAAAAACUGAUAGAUAUGAAUGAAACCCAUGAUUCUGAUUGGAACAGCAGUUUAAUGCUGGAACCUGAAUUAACUUAUAGAGUACCUUAA